Molecule: messenger RNA, 2423 nt
Organism: Rattus rattus (black rat)
Lineage: Eukaryota; Metazoa; Chordata; Mammalia; Rodentia; Muridae
Gene: Cops7a
Product: COP9 signalosome subunit 7A
Exons: 8
Coding region: 470-1297 (275 amino acids)
Biological process (GO): COP9 signalosome assembly
Cellular component (GO): COP9 signalosome
Source: RefSeq, a predicted model, not a curated record
GCGGUUCUACCCAGGACCUCCCCAGAGCCGGGAUUUUCUCUGCACCCGGCAUCCACCGCUCCCGCACCAAUAAAGCUUUAUCGACAGAGCGGAAGCUAGGUGCCGCUCUCUCACCUCCUUCGGUCGGGAAACGGAAGCAGGCCAUAGCCGGCCGGAACCCGCCUCUCGAGAGCGGAAGUGCGGCCGGAAACUGGCCAUAGAAGCGCGUGGCUAGAGCGACCCUGCGGGGAGGUGGCAGGAAAGGCUGGGAGCCGCUGCCGGAGGUGACGGAGCGGCCGCCCCGCCCCGCGCGCUGGAAGACGAGGCUUCCAGGUAGCGGUCGGUCGCAGUCUGUCCCAGGGUACGACCCGGCCUUGGGCACAGAUUCGCGGACCGGGGGCUGCCUCUUUAAGGGAGGGGGUGGAGCCACGAGUGAGGAUCGAAAAGCUCCAGAAAACUUGAGGCCAGAGCCCCGCACCACGGUGCAGCCAUGAGUGCGGAGGUGAAGGUGACAGGGCAGAACCAGGAGCAAUUUCUGCUCCUUGCCAAGUCGGCUAAGGGGGCAGCACUGGCCACACUCAUCCACCAGGUGCUGGAGGCCCCUGGUGUCUACGUGUUUGGGGAACUGCUGGAUAUGCCUAAUGUUAGAGAGCUGGCAGACAGCGACUUUGCCUCCACGUUCCGGCUGCUCACCGUGUUUGCCUAUGGGACCUAUGCUGACUACUUAGCUGAAGCCAGGAACCUCCCCCCACUUACUGAGGCUCAGAAGAACAAGCUUCGACAUCUGUCAGUUGUCACUCUGGCUGCCAAAGUCAAGUGUAUCCCAUAUGCAGUGUUGCUGGAGGCUCUCGCCCUUCGUAACGUGCGCCAGCUGGAAGAUCUCGUGAUCGAGGCCGUGUAUGCUGAUGUCCUUCGUGGAUCUCUGGACCAGCGCAAUCAGCGGCUAGAGGUUGACUACAGCAUUGGACGGGACAUCCAGCGCCAGGACCUCAGCGCCAUCGCCCAAACCCUGCAAGAGUGGUGCGUAGGCUGUGAGGUUGUGCUGUCAGGCAUUGAAGAGCAAGUCAGCCGAGCCAACCUGCACAAGGAGCAGCAGCUGGGCCUGAAGCAGCAGAUCGAGAGUGAGGUUGCCAACCUUAAGAAAACCAUUAAAGUUACAACAGCGGCCGCUGCUGCCGCCACUUCCCAGGACCCUGAGCAACACCUGACAGAACUGAGAGAACCAGCUCCUGGUACCAACCAGCGCCAGCCCAGCAAGAAAGCCUCAAAGGGCAAGGGACUCCGAGGGAGCGCCAAGAUUUGGUCCAAGUCGAACUGAAAGGACUUGUUUCUUCCCUGGGAAUGUGGGGUCCCAGCUGCCUACCUGCCUAGCCCUUAGGAGUCCUCAGAGAGCCUUCCUGUGCCCCUGGCCAGCUGAUAAUGCUAGCUCAUGACUUCCAUCUCCUCCACCCCCAAGCAUAACCACAUCCUCUGUGGGGAGGAGGCCAGUACAGGUCAUGCUAUGUUGGUACUUCUUACGUGUCCCAUCCUCCUCCCCACCACGCUUGCCCCCAUUGUUCUUCAGCACUGUGUCUCCCAUGACCCCCGGCAUUGAGCAGGCUGGCAGUCCUACAGAGGGUGCUGGCUCUCUCCCCACUACCCACACCUACCCCUGCAUGCCUAACCUGCAGCUCCUCCUCCUGCCUAGUGGGCUGCAUCUGAAAAGCCAUGGGGAAGGGGGUCUCCUCCUCAUCCCAGCCUUAGAGUUCUGGAGUCAGUCUGCUACCCUGGGAGUCGCUGGACAUUUUCCUCCCAGAACCCCAUCACACUACAUUGUCUCUUGUCCUCUCUCAUCUCCUUGGGCCUGGGGAUACUGUUGCUCCAGUGACCCCAGAGCCUGAGAACAACUAUUUCUGAGAUGUUAAGAAAUGGUUCUUGGUUAGCUAAUCAUCUUAGGAAACGCAAUGGAAAUCCUGCCAGAACUUAUAUCUCCUGUGGUUUUGGUGGGGAAGGAAAUAUAGAUUGUAUAUUAAAAAUAAAAAGUAUAUAUGAAUAGGUCUAUAUAUAACAUGACACAGAAAUAAAUCUAUGAGAAAUCUAUGUACAAAAAUGCCAGGAACUGGGCCUCUUCUGUCUUUGAUGUUUGUUAACAGGGAGAAGAUAAAUCCCCAGUCCACUGUAAAGCCAAGUGCCAAGUGAAAAGAACCAGAUACUUUGCAGACUCUGGGCCUAGCAGCUAGGAGGCCUAGACCCUGGACAGAUUGCUCCAUCCCUCAGGCCAUUGUCAGCAGUAACGAACCGUCAUGUCCUAACAAUGGAGAUGCAGACUGACCGUCACUGUCCCUGCAAGGACCUCCAGUGUAGUCUGCUUCCUUUCACCUCCGAGAAUCACAAGGGAGGUGAUGGUAGUGAACCUGACUUUUCACAUUGAAAGCACAUAAAACUAUUAGAUUUGUUGGUCUCUG